Molecule: messenger RNA, 5187 nt
Organism: Tigriopus californicus
Lineage: Eukaryota; Metazoa; Arthropoda; Copepoda; Harpacticoida; Harpacticidae
Exons: 5
Coding region: 2036-5092 (1018 amino acids)
Cellular component (GO): nucleus
Source: RefSeq, a predicted model, not a curated record
CAGUACAACUCCAGCUGAUUGAGAGCAGUGCCUCUAAAAUUGGAAAUCAUAUCCUAUCAGCCAUUCAGCUGUCACCUAUUUGCUCUGAAAACGAGUCCUUGAGGCUAGCUUGCAUCGUACUCUCUAGGACAUACUUUCUCUAUGCUCAAAGCCCUGGCUGCCAGAAGAUACGUUGGAAGAUUGAAAACGGCAAAACCCACCAUCAUUAACACUACAUACACCAUAUACGCGAUUGCACAGAGCCGUGAUCAUGAACAUCCCUGAGCCUCUUUUUCAUUGCUUCAAAUGCCGUAAAGUGUUCUCUUGUCGGCUGGCCAUGCGGAAACAUGUGAAGGCCUAUGCGGGUCAAACCGGGUGCAAGCCGUGUUGUCGUGAGGACCAUAUUCAUCAGAGUAUCCAAGAAGAAUUUGACACAAUGGAAGAGGCGUACAAGUGGUAUUAUUCCAAUGAGCUUGACCGAUACAUUUCGGGUUAUACAACUAUACCGUCGCUGAAAUCGUUCAAAUGCUCUCAAAGAACAAAUAGUCAAAAAGGGGCGAAGAAAACAAAAAAAUUGUUUAAUUGUCCAGCCAAGAUGUCAUUCAGACGUGCUGAAGUUUGCAUGUGUAGUGAUGUCAGUCAGGACAGAUGUACGAUUCAGCAAUUUCGGAUCCUUGUGUAUGGUUGUGUGGCCCACUCUCACCCUAUGGAACAAAAGUAUUUCCGUUUGUCAAAAGUAACCAAAGACCGCAUUCGCACGUACCUCAAAAGCGGCAUGUCAAUUAAAGAUAUCCUUACCCAACAUUUUGCAUCGCCUGAAGACGAUCCCAAUAGCAAACCCGUUUUGUCAAGCGAUAUAUACCGAAUUGCUAAGGCCAGUAACCUCUUGAAUAAGGCAAAUAUUUUGCCCCUUGAAAACACAACUGCGGAGUCCUCUUCAAACAAUUUGAAUGAAGAAUUGGCAAUGGAAACAGGAUCAUUUGGCAAUCCGGAGGAACAAAAUACCUCUCAAACCAUUGAAGUUCAAACUAUCACGGACCAAGAGAUGGCAAAUUUUCGGAUGGAGUUUUCGUUGUUACGCGAAAAGACACUACAAAUCGACUUUAUUCUGGCAUCUCCGGACUUUAAGAUUGAUGAAAAGCGGGCCGUUAUGCAUUCAUUGAGGACUCUCCCCAUUCAAGAGGUGGAAAUCCCUCCAAUCAAAUCUGCCAAAAUUUCCCGAGUAAAACGAAAGAAAGCUUAUCGUUCUCGCUUUCUUGAAAUGUGAACCAUGAAUGCCUGAAAGGGAUAUUAUGAUUACGUCAUCCUAGCAAUAACGAUCUAGAGACGUGGUUCUCCACGUUCAACUUUGAUUUCAUCACGAAACAUUUAGUUAUGGUGUGGACUUGUUUAACAAGUCAGACAGAAUGUUGUUCUGAACAAAACCAGAAAUUAUUUCCAGUUUCCGUUCUCUGUUCCGAACGCAAGUAUGAUUCACGACAAGGUGGUUAAAUAUAAAACAGAAACGUCCGUAAAUCAAAACUUACUAAAACAUGGAAUGGGUACUUAACUACUAUGACUUUAUUGUGACUUUGUUCAAUUUCAAUUAUUUUCAAUUGCUUUUUAAUUAAAUUGUCCUCUCCUCUUGUACAAAAACUCAGUCAUUUGCAAAUGUUGUACGGACCCCGUUUUGAAAUUUUCUUAUUUAGUUGUAUACGAAUUUUCUUGUGGGAUUUUAACAAGAUUUACUUUCAUUGUCUGAAUGGCGUUAUUGGUGUUUCAGACAUGUUCAUAUUUUCAUAAGAAUUGUCUUUUUUUUUAGACUACUUUCCUUCGAACUAUUUAGAGCAAAAAAAGUAGAAUUGCCCACUUGGCUCACGCAACCUAUAUUGCUGAACAACGGUUAAAAUCUUAGCCAUCCUACACUUUGGCCGGUGAACUGCAAAAUGCACAUUUACCUUCGCCAAGUCUGUUGUGAUGUUUCGUCAAUUGGUCGAUACACUGUCGGAAGAGUGAUGAGCUGAGCCAUCAAAACAUAUAAGCCCUUUGUGCUGAUUUACAGUACUUACUAAAAGAAAUGGACAAUUUUGCAGCAUCAAGCAUCAAAUCAUCAUGGGCUAAUGUGAAUCUCUGGGAAAUAAUAUAUCACAAGGCUUUAGACAACCCUAACACUACUAACGAGGAUGGGUUACAGUUCAUCGUCAAUGAAAUUCGACGGCUUCUGCGGGACGUAUCGACUUUUUUCCAUUGUGUGUUCAAGGAUGCUCCCGACGAAGAAUCCCUGUCUUGCGUGGAGGAUCUUUUGGAUGUUUGGAUGUCUCUCAAAGACAGUCAUCUUCAGCCAGACGAAUCCUUGAACAAACUAGAUGCAGUUUAUCCCGAGUUGAAGAAGUUCUUAAGAGUUCCUAAUACUGAAUCAUCUCGAGACAAAGCUGUCGUAGCAAUUACUCAUCAUGAUACUUCCAAGCGAUCACCUAGUGACACGGAUGAUGCCGACAACAUCGAGGAGAUCGCGAAUGAGGAAGCCAAAGUCCUGAGUCCUGACACGAAUUUGGAAGGCUUUAAACCAUCACCUCAAAAUGUGCCUCUUGAGCAAAUAUGUCAUCGCCGAAAGAAGUCCGAUGCGUCUUCAAAUCACACCAUGCAAAUCCAGGAUCAGAAUGAAGAGACCAAAAAUUUUGACUGUGAGCAAUGUGAUGAACAGUUUUUCAACAAGAAAACUAAAUCUCUCCAUAUUCGGACUAAACACGUCAAGAAAUACGAAUGUCAAUUGUGCGGCCUUAGGGUUGGCAGCCCGUACCAAUUGGAACGCCACCAUUGGACCCAUAACGGCGAAAAGCCUUAUGAGUGCGAUCAAUGUGAAUAUAGAUCCGCGCGAAAGGGUAACUUAGACAAGCAUAAAGGGGAAAAACAUGGCGACUUCGGAGACCGUAGCUGCUUCUGCGAAAUAUGCGGGGUCCCGUUCCAAACUCCGGGAUCUUUGAAGUAUCAUAUUCAAAUGAAGCAUGUUCGUCGAGAAAAUCGCCCGGUCAAAGACGAAAAACCCUUCCAAUGUGAUCGAUGCGAGUACAAGUUUAGUAGCCAAUUUCAUCUGAAUCAGCAUGUUUAUGCCAAGCAUGAAUUUGAUGGAGUCAAGAGAUUUUGCUGUGAGUUAUGCGGAAAAUCCUACAAAAGCGGAAAUACUCUGAAAGGUCAUCUGCGAUUUGUUCAUUGGGGAGAGCAACGGCGAAAAUCCUCACAAAGGAGCUCAAAUAAGGUUAAAAAUGACGAGUCUUAUUACAUUCUUCUUGAGUUUCUUCGUGGUUGUGGCGUUCAUUUUUGGCGAAUGAUGGAUCCAUCCAUCAAACCUGAGCCCUGUGACAUCAACGAAUGUGGUCCAAAUGACCCAGUCCCAACGGUUCCAUCUUUAUCGCGAAUCCUGGAUAACUUAUCUCGGGACCAGCUUUUGAGUCUGCUACAACCGCGCUUCUUUGACAAAGUCUCAUUUUGGGACAUGUUAUAUUGGAAAGCGACCAAAUGCAAACCUGAUGGUGCGUAUGGUUUCCAAGUUCUGCUCCAAGACUUGGAAUGUUUACUCCAAGAAAUGGAACAUUUUAUUCAGAACGUCUUUCAAUUGGACGCCGGGAAGCAUCCCAGUGGUAAAAAUCGAUCUAUGAAUGGUGUCAUCAAAUCUUGGGAACUGCUCGGGAUCUACUGUGAGCCAAAAUCUGGGGAAGAAUUGAAGAGGUUAGCCCAAAGAUAUCCCGGAAUGGAACACAUUUUUCCCGGGGACUUUGACAAGCAAAAGCAAGCCAAACGACUAGAAGAUGUCGAAAUGAAAGAAGAAGACGGAUUUGAUGCCAUUGAUUUAGAAAGUAAUAAUAGAAACGAUCCUUUAGAAGGUGAUGAUGAACGUAUCGUCAAAGCUGGAAACGAAAGUGGGGUGGAUUUGAACAAGCUCAGCGAGGAUGAAGACCACUUUGACUCCGAAUUGUUAUCAGAUGGACCUGCAUGUGAUGAGAUGAGCGAGCUUGAAGAUCUAACGUGUUCUGCGUGCUUUAAAGUGUUCUCUGAUCAGAAUAUCUUUGAAAAGCAUGUGCCUGAUUGCUCCCAGUUGCCGGAAUGUGAAAAAUGUGGGAAACAAUUCCCAAGAUGUAAAAGCAAGAAACGAUACCAUGCACAUAUUAAGCGUUGUGCAGGAUCAACUGAUUCAGGAACUCGAUGGAAGAGUCUGUCUGCUAACGAGUUCAUUUGUUCGGUUGAAGGUUGUCUGAAUGAAAAUGUUUUUCAGACCCUAAAUGCCGUAAAAGAGCACGUGACCGAACAUCACGCCACCUGCGCCACUUGUGAAACGCAAUUCAGCCAUAAACCGCAGGAGUGGAUCUCGGAUCAUAUCAAGAGUUGCAAGGGAAGACGACAAAAAAAGAAACCCAAGUACAAAAAGGUUGGAACCAAACAAUUCAUUUGUUCAUUCGAAGGUUGCUCCUAUAAUCAAGUAUUUAAGACCACAAAGGCGGCGAGAUUUCAUUUCUUUAACGAACACACCACUGAAGAGGAUAAAAUAUAUCCUUGCAGCUUUUGCGAGACCAAAUUUGCUUUCAUCACAGCCCGAACACGUCAUAUCAACCUCAAGCAUAUCAAGAAGUAUAAGUGUGAUUUAUGUGGAAGAGCUUUCGGCGAACCCAAUCAGCUAGCCAAGCACCAGAAAACUCAUAGUGGAGAGAAACCAUUCUCUUGUGAACAAUGUGGAAAUCGCUUUUCAAGAAAAAGCAAUUUGGAUCAGCACAAGCAGACUGUCCAUGGUGAUUUUGGUAAACGAGAUUGCUACUGCGAGGUAUGCGGCAUGCCUUUUGCAUCUGUCAGCUCAUUAAAGGUACAUAUCCUCAUGAAGCACACUCGUCAAGAAAAUGCUCCCCCGAAGGAGGACAAACCUUAUCAUUGUGACAAAUGUGAUUAUCGUGCCAGCUGCCCAGCCCACUUGCGAAGUCAUGUUGAAUCGAGACAUGAUUUUGACGGCAUCAAGAAGUUCUUCUGCGAGAUUUGCGGCAAUGCCUUCAAAGGAAUGAACACACUCAGGGGUCAUCUGAGGUUCGUUCACGGUGGAGCCAAGCGAAAGAAAUAUGCCAAAAAUGACGACAAUGUAAAUCAAAGUUGAAUUCAGGCAAUUACUUCAGUUGAAGUGUCCUCGUUUGAACCUCAUUGUUUUUGAGAAGAUUAAAAGAAGAAAGUAUUUUUCUGCUCGUAGCGCAC